AUGGAAGACCACGAGCGGCCAACGAGCCCGAGCCCGAGCCCGAGCCCGAGCGCGAGCACAAACGGAGCGAGCAGCGAUGAUCGUCUACCGCCACUCGCAUCGACGAUGUUCAAGUCGAGCUGGGACAAUGCGUCCAUUCGAGCAUCCAGCAUCAAGGAAAAGGAAAAGGAAAAGGAUAGAAAAAAGAGCUUUUCCUUACCGCGAGCUGGUCACUUUCCCAUCCUGGGAGAGAAGCACCUCAUCACGGUGAUGGGAGCCAAGACGGUGAUCCCGAGCAAGGAGCGCAAGAACAAUGCCCUCAUUGGGCAUGUUGCGCCCGAAUUCCGCCUCAAAGACCAAAAGGAGCGAUGGACGGUGAGCAGGGCGUGACGUGACGUGGUGUGGUGCUGCAGCAGUGACGCUACCUCUAGGCGCAGCUGACGUCUCUCGCACCGGUGGUUCAAGUCGCUGCACACCACUCUUACGCUCGGUCGCCCAGUCAUCGUUUUGUGAGUUCGCGUCGUCGUCUCAGUCAAGCGGGAUCUAUCGACGCAGGGCUCUCAUGCCAUCAUGUCGGGCCACACUUGCACAGCUUCUUUCCACUGGCAGGCACGCCACACUGUACCACCGAAUCGUGCAUGUUUCGAGACGCUUUGAUGGCCACGCCAGUCUUUCAUCAGACCAGAGCCAUCGUCAUUGGCAUCUCGCAAGACCCGCCUGCAAGAUCUUCGCGCUUUGUGCAGGAGCACAAGCUAACGUACCGCGUCUUGUACGAUGAGGGCAGACGCGUGAUGAACAGGUGGGGAGUCAGCAAGGCCAUGCUGGGCUUGGCGGAUAGCAGGUGCACCUUCGUCGUCGACCCCUCCGGCGUCGUCAGGGGCAUGUGAGUCGAAAGCGUAGGCGAUUGCGGUCGAUCGAAAGCACACUUGCUGCAGACAGCUGACUUUGUGCCAUCAUCACAGGGCCGAGGGAGUGUUCGACUCUGCUGGACACAUCAAGUACGCUGAACGCUGGCUGACCAGGAUUGAGCACGAGCUGAGCAGCCGCAAGCGCCACGAGCAGUGGAUUCCGCUCGGCGAGAUCCCAGGGCAGGGCGACGUUGCUGCCAAACGAGCUUCAAAGACGAUUCGGGAAAAUCUCGACGCGGAUCCGAGCAACCCUUCGCCAGCCGACGUGGGCUGGGAAGGCGCAGACACGCCUCUCAUUCCGCCACCUGAAUGGCGCGCUGCCGAGCGUCGCCGUAGACGAGAUUCUGGUGACUUGGACGUCGAUGAGGAGCAAGAGGAUGCCAUUUUGCCUCGCGACGACGCUGAGGCUGCACGUCGGGAUCUCGGUGCCGAGGAUCCGCUCGUCUCCGCAUCGACGGGAUCAAGGAUCGUCUCAAGUUCUGGCUUGAAGCAUCUCAAGAUCUUGUACGGUCCACCAGGCUCUGUCUUGGCGGGUGGUAUCGGCGACGCGCCGCGGUAUGGCGCCAUGCCUGCCACUGCCAAGCCUAGUGUCGAGCUGAACGGUCGCUCACUCGGAGAGGCCUUUGGAACCUCAUCCGAUCUCAGCAGGUACAUGUCGCCGCCUGAUCAAGUUGCCGAAGCCGUAGCGCCGCCAUCGCAGGCCGAGGAGGAGCAGGAACAGCUGCUGACCCACAUUGACGCACACGGGGAGGACAACGUCCUGGCAGCCAUCGACAGCACAUCCGAUCUCACUCGCUCAGAGUCUUCGUCAGUCGCUGUAUAUCGCCCAAUCAGUCGAGGAGGCAGUAGCUUCAUUCCCAGCAACCAGUACAAACCCCGACAGCCAAAGCCUUCGCCUUCUGCUGCACCAGAGAGACCGCCGAUUGCCCGCAACAAGUCCGAGAGCGAGUCAAUUUCGUCUCUCAACUCCAUGGGCGCUUUCGGAUUCAAGCACUUUAUCUCACAACUCUCAAGUGCGGACAAUGAGCCUCCGCCUCUGGCAUCGCUGUUCAAGCUAUCAAGACCGGGCGCGUCGGAACCCUUGGCGGCGGGCGAAGAGCCUUCGGUUGCUUCGCCGGCCACCGGUACCUUUUCUUCUCGCUUCCGAAAACAGAAGCAGUCCUCGCAAGCAAGCGAGGCGGUGGAGGAGGAAGCAGCACAGGGCAAGACUGCAAGCAGCAGCGCCUCGAUCCGCUCCAAGUCUUCGACACGCAACAAGCUCAAGUCGGCUGCUGCUGCCAUGCUGGCUGCGAGGAAGCCGCGCGCGCGCGGCGAUGCACCUGCCAUACCCCCUACUUAUGCCAACAUAGAUACGCAAGAGGAAGAGUUUGGCGAGAUAGAUGACGCUGUGAGCGUGUACGACAGUGCUAGCACGACGCGGGACGGCGCUUCGAGCGUCGUUCACGACCCAGACUCUAGCUGGACGCACCACUCGCCGGCUGGCGCAACGUCCCGCUCUUCCGACACUGGACAUACCCGCUCUCUCAGGUCGAGACGGUCCAGCGCGCGAUUGCAAAACGAGGUGGUGAUGAAGAAGCAAGAAGAGAGAUUUGGCACGCAGGACGUUGUGCCUCCUCUUCCCGUCGGCUGGACAAAGACCGAAAGCGCUUCGUCGUCACCGUCGCCCCAUUUGCGCAGCACCGGUGUUGGCUCGCAGAUCCCUCUUGGAGGCGGCAUGACGCCGACGUCGUCGUCCGGGCGUCGUUUGGUAGAUGCGCUCUCCUCGCCUCGCACCCCUGCUCGCGAGUCCACCGAAUCGCCGAGCAGCUUUGAGACUGCUGCCGAUAUCGCAGGCCCCGCGGUGGGCUCACCUGCAGCCCCGCCGAGCGCAAACGGUGCAAUCUCGCCGACAAGUCGUUCGAUUCCGGCAAGAGGCAUGCAACUCAGCGAUCCUCCUCGGUCCUCUGACGCCGCAAGUAGGAACGAAAAGGCCGCACCAAAAGGCGCAGCGGCGCUGGUGGCCGCCUCCACUAGUAGUGAUUCGCCUCUCACUAGUGCAAUGAUGCGCAGUAUUUCUUCACAGCAGCCUAAACCGCCCGCUUCACGUACGAGUCUAAGACGAACCCCAGCCAAGAGGCGUACAUUGGACCUUUCCAAUGGACGUCCUGCUCCUGCCGAUGUGCCGCAAGACGAAGCGGCGGACGAUGCAGGCUCGACGGCUUCGAGACGUUCGACGAUCGAAGACGAUGCCGACGAGUCGGAAGAGUACAUUAGAGUCAACGAAGAUGGCAAAGUUGACCUCGUCGGACCCAAAGAGCCGCACGCCUCGAGACCGACGACGCCACAGGGUCAGGCACCUCCUCCCGCAUUUGGCUCCUCUAAAAUGAGUCCUGGCAGCUCCAUUACCGGCGGCCCAGGUAUGUUCGGUGGCCUCGUGGAGGAGCUGGACAACGCGGGACCACAAGAGGUUGCGCGUAGCAAAACAAAAGCAACCGGCGGCUUCAACAAUCCACUAACGGCAGCGCUGCAAGCGGCCAGCGAAAGCGCUCAGAAUCGUCGACGAUCUAGCGCCUUGGCUGGUCAGCAGAAAAGAACAGCGCAACAGGAAGCGCAAAGCGAGGACACUGACUCCACAUCCCACAAACGCAACGACUCUGCGUCAUCGGCAGGCACGGAACACGGGACGCCACCGAUCCCUCAGCGUGCCUCGUCCAGACCAGCUAGUCGCGAUAGCACUAGCGACGGGGCGCUUGCGAGUGAUGCGCAGCAGCGACAAAUGAUUUCGCCGCUCUUUGGACGUAUGUUGGAGGAGCAAUCUCGCGCUUCUCCGCCAGGCGUCAAGAAGAAUGUCAUGCGGCAACAGCACGCACCUCAUCGUCGCAUCCCUACAGGCUCGACCGACAGCAGCUCCGAGGCUGCGUGGACGUCGUUUGGAGGGGCAGCCUCGACUGCAUCGGAUGGCGGCGGUUUCAAGACGCCGCUGGAUCAUACGCCUACCGGUACGCCCAGCCACUCUAGAAGACCGAGCCAGAGUCAGAGCCAAUCGCCAAGCUUGAGCGGCACGCCACAAUUGAUCGCAAAGUCUUCCCUUUGGAGCACGGGCAGCAACACCCGGCAGCGUAGUCCGCCAAGCAUACCACCGCCACCGCCACCGCCACCGCCACCGCUCUCUUCCUCGGGCAGCGAAGCAAAUGCAAAGGAGGAAAGAGCCGCUGCCGCAGCAACGGGCUGGGCCAGUCAUCCCUUUGCGAGCGUCUUGGGAUCCUCCAAUCAAAGCGAAGCCUCGUCGAAAGAUUCUGCAAUGCGGCACUCCACAAGCGACCGCGGCGCGCCGAGCACCAAGAGUGCGAGCCCGAUGGAUCGUCCAGAAAGCUUUCUAGAUGCCUCCGACGACGACGAGUCUUGGCAGGAGAGCGAAGAUGGCGUAGGAGAGCUCUCUUCGCUGAAAGCUGGCAAGCACAGCAGGAACGGCAGCGCAACCAGCAUGCAAAAACACACUCGAGAUUCAAACGCUCUCGCCUCACCUGAAGAUCGCAGACCUAGCGUCGCGAGCAUUCAAAGCAGCGGAACAUUUGGUGCUCCUUGA
This is a messenger RNA of Ceraceosorus bombacis, 4452 nucleotides long. NCBI's taxonomy places the organism in Eukaryota, Fungi, Basidiomycota, Exobasidiomycetes, Ceraceosorales, Ceraceosoraceae. The record is from the annotation of a GenBank genome assembly.